AUGAAGCUGAUGAAGAUGCGGGGUACUGCAAACUCUUUUCGGAAAAUCUUUGCGGCCAAGCAUUAAUGUGGUUUACCCAGUUAGAGCCAGGGUCAAUCAGCAAUUUUGAAGAGUUGUCAGCUGUUUUCUUGAAACAAUAUUCUAUCCUUAUGGAUAGAAGUGUUUCGAACGCUGACCUUUGGAACCUAUCACAAGGGUCGAAUGAGUCACUUCGAGUUUUCAUCACCAAAUUCAAGGGGGUACUAUCGAAGCUCCCAAGAAUUUCACAAUAGUCAGCUUUAUCUGCCCUACGAAAAGGUUUGAGGCAAGAUUCAAGGUUCAAAGAGGAUCUAAUACUUCAUAAACCGGACACAAUUCAAGACGCACUUUUCCGCGCAAACAAUUGGAUGGAAGUAAAAGAUGAAAAAGAAAAUUUCGCCAAAAGGAAUAAACAAGAAAAACCGGCGGUCACUUUUCCUACCAAGAAGUUUGAGCCCAGGGAAAACAAUUGACCAAGAAGGUUUGGGUCACAGCCUUUCAACAAUAUCGUCAAAAACAAUUCCAAGGAAAAAGAAAGUCGAACACGUGGGUCCGUGACGAAAGUUUAUACUGUGACAUCCAUAAGGUAACCGGGCAUUUGACCAAAGAUUGCAGCAUCCUUAAAAGGCAUCUCGCGGAGCUAUGGGCCAGUGGAGAUCUUUCCAAAUUCAACAUAGAAAAUUUCGUGAAAGAAUACCACGAAGCAAGGGAUAGCACCAAAGAUCAGAACUCCAAGAGACCAAG
Messenger RNA from Arabidopsis lyrata subsp. lyrata, 762 nucleotides. RefSeq lists its product as uncharacterized. NCBI's taxonomy places the organism in Eukaryota, Viridiplantae, Streptophyta, Magnoliopsida, Brassicales, Brassicaceae. The coding region runs from base 387 to 491 and encodes 34 amino acids. The record is from RefSeq and is a predicted model, not a curated record. The transcript has a single exon.